CCAAAUUUCCCUCCAUUCAAUCCAUGCCUUAUCUUCAUCAAAAAUGGCAAUUCUCACUUCUUUAGAAUUGUCAUUAGCUCACAUUAAUUGCAUCAAAACAACACACAGAUACCUCGUUUUCAAUCCAUCCAAACUUCUUAUUUCAUCAUCAUCUUCAUCAAGAAUCUUGAUUCUCGAUUCUUCAAAGAGUUGCCCACCACCAAUUCUUGAAGAUGAAGAAUCCAUCCAUACACCCCUUAUUGAUUUUGAUAAAAAGGUUCAAGCUUUUCAAGAUUUUUCAAAACCCCAUCAAGAAAUUUCCAAUCUUUUGAUAUGCAAAAUGUUGAAAGAUCCAAAAACUGAAGAUUUGGGGUUUGAAAGUUACCAAAAAGCAAAAAGAAUGCCAGAUUUUAGACCCACAAAAUCUACAUUGCAUAAUCUAAUAAGGUAUUCAUUGAGUUUAAAGAAUUGGAAUUAUAUUUGGUCUAUUUCUGAAGAUUUUAGGGAAUUUGAAGUCUACCCUGAUGCUUCAUCCUGUUGUAGAUUAAUUAGUAGUUGCAUUCGUGCAAAAAGAUUUAAACUUGUUGAUAAUUUGCUACAUGUGUUGAAAUUUGAGAAAGAAGUUGCUAUUCUGAGUUUUAAUGCUGCAAUGAAAAGCUAUAACAAACUUCAUAUGUAUAGUAGUGCGGUUAAGGUGUACGAUAUUAUGAUAUCGUCUUUUAUGCAUUUAGAUGGUGAAUGUUAUAGGCAUACCAUGGAAGCCUAUUUAAAAAUGGGCAAAUAUGAGAAAGUUGUUACCUUGUUCAAAGAAUUCGAAUCAAGUAAUGUAGAAUGGACACCAUUUUGUGCACAAAUUUAUAGACUAUUAUGCGAAUCAUUAGCAAAAUUAGGAAAACCGUUUCAAGCUUUAGAUUUCUUUAGGGAAAUGACUAAAAAAGGGGUCUUAGAAGACCCUUCUUUUUACUCGUUGUUAAUCAAUUCGUUUGCAAGCGUUCGUGAAGUUAAAAUGGUGGAAGAUCUUUUGGAAGAAGCAGAGGAGAAGAAAAUGUUAAGGGAUCCAGCAGUGUUUUUAAAGGUUGUGUUGAUGUACAUUGAAUUAGGCUUACUUGAAAAGACAUUAGAUGUUGUUUCUUCAAUGAAACGUGUAGAUACACGCGUUUCUGAUUGUAUCUUUUGUGCUAUUGUAAAUGGGUUCUCAAAGAAAAGAGGACUAAAUUCCGCGGUUAAGGUGUAUGAAGGGUUGGUUACAGAAGGGUGUGCCCCCGGUCAAGUGACCUAUGCAUCGGUUCUAAACGUUUAUUGUAGGCUCGGGUUAUAUGACAAAGCAGAAGAGGUAUUUUGGGAAAUGGACAAUAAGGGUUUUGACAAAUGUGUGGUGGCUUACUCUAGUAUGAUUGCAAUGUAUGGAAAAGUUAACAGAAUAAGGGACGCUAUGCGUCUUUUAGCACGAAUGAAAGAAAGGGGGGUUGAGCUUAAUGUCUGGAUAUACAAUUCUCUUCUUGAUAUGCAGGGGAAAGUAUUGAACUUGAAACAAGUAGAAAAGAUAUGGAAGGAAAUGAAAAGAAGAAAAGUUAUGCCAGAUAAAGUAAGUUAUACAAGUGUUAUAAACGCUUAUAGUAAAGCUCGAGAAUUUGAUAUUUGUAUGAAAUAUUAUCACGAAUAUAGGCUAAAUGGUGGUCGGAUCGAUAGGGCAAUGGGCGGGAUUAUGGUAGGAGUGUUUUCUAAAAGGAGUAGAGUGGAUGAACUUGUGAAGCUUUUGCAGGAUAUGAAAAGUGAAGGUACUGGUUUAGAUGCAAGACUUUAUCGAUCAUCGUUGAAUGCCUUACGAGAUGCUGGUGUGCAUAUUCAGGUUAAAUGGUUGGAAGAGAGCUUUGAUCCGAGCUAAUAGGGAGAUUUUUAAGACGUCUCAAGGGGUGACGAGCUAUGAUUUUUAAAACGAUCUUGCUAAAAUCUAUACUCCAUUAAUAAGCAAACUACCCCACCCCCUUUUAACA
This is a messenger RNA of Erigeron canadensis, 1973 nucleotides long. RefSeq names its product pentatricopeptide repeat-containing protein At5g13770, chloroplastic-like. The record is from RefSeq and is a predicted model, not a curated record. The transcript has a single exon. Gene Ontology annotation, molecular function: protein binding. The coding region runs from base 44 to 1864 and encodes 606 amino acids. Lineage: Eukaryota; Viridiplantae; Streptophyta; Magnoliopsida; Asterales; Asteraceae.